UUCACUUCCUUAUUUAUUCCCGAAUGUUUGUGUUUAUAAAGCUAUCUGUGACAGAAACUAAUGUUAAAAACCUGCUGAAGCCUGAAACCUGUAGAUGAGCACUCCACCCACAGUCCAAGAGAGAAGCAAGUGUCUGUUUUAGAGAUAAACAACCGACGAUUUCUGUCAAUGAUUGUUGACCUGUGAAUUCAUCGCUCCUUUGAUUGGAUCAUGGGGUCUUCACAGAGCAAAGAUAAGAUGCAUUGCUCCAGGUACCUGAAGGGCAAAGGCCCGCCAGCGCUGACAGAGAUCCAAUCUAAUGGAACAAACAAUAACAAAAAAGGCACUCUGAUAAAGGAAGGAAACCAGCCCGAAGGCCAGAUGAGUUGGACCCUCGAAAGAAGAAGCUUGCAGGGACAUUCUGACUGUGACACCAUUCAAAUCGCCUUUCAUUUUGAAGCUGGCAUUCAGUCGGACAGACAUCCACAUCCCGGACACAGAUACAAGGGUCUGGACUCUGUGGCAUACCUGCCCAACAACAACACAGGGGCGAAGAUUCUGCGGCUACUGGAUGUGGCUUUCCAACACAAGAUGGUGUUUACUGUGGUGGCCGACAGCAGUGGUGAAUACUGUGUGUCACCUGCAGAUAUACCCCUAAAACCCAUGGACAGGGGGCCUGAGAGCUUGGGCUAUCCGGAUCCAAACUACCUUAAAACAGUGACGAAAGUUCUAAAGCAAAAGGGGAUCAAAUGAAACAAGAUGAGCUACUUUUACUGUGGAUUACUAACCUCACUAUGACCAGAAUAUGAAGGUUGAAGGCACAUAUGUUUUUAUAUUUAUGAAGAAGGUCACUGUCAUGUGCGAAAUGUUUUCUGAAUUUGCCAGUUCAGAAGAGAUCUUUUCUGUAAGCUUCUUGAGAAUCUGUUUCUGUCUGUUUGUAAGGUUAUAACAUUUUCUAUUUAAAAAAGGAAGCCUUCUUACAGGAAGUAGUAUGGUAUUCUGAAUAAUUAAGCUACUGUUUGUUGACUCCUUGUGGUUGUAAAGUUUUACAAUUAUUUUAAAUUAAAUAAAAUGGAGAAAUUCUG
Triplophysa dalaica is the source of this 1064-nucleotide messenger RNA. RefSeq names its product deltex E3 ubiquitin ligase 3L a (gene dtx3la). Gene Ontology annotation, biological process: Notch signaling pathway; protein ubiquitination. The record is from RefSeq and is a predicted model, not a curated record. Bases 211 to 732 code for a protein of 173 amino acids. NCBI's taxonomy places the organism in Eukaryota, Metazoa, Chordata, Actinopteri, Cypriniformes, Nemacheilidae. The transcript is spliced from 5 exons.